AUGAUUGUUACCGGCAAUGAUGAUGAAGAAAUUGCAAAGCUUCGAGCUGAAUUUUUUAUUCGGUUUGAGAUGAAAGAUUUGGGGGAGCUUAGUCACUUUCUUGGUUUGGAAGUUAGCUCUCUUAAGGGUGGAAUUUUUGUGUCACAACAAGGUUAUGCAAAGAAGCUUGUGAGAAGAUUUGGGCUGAACCAAAGCAAGUGGUGCUCUACUCCUCUUGAUGUGAACAUUAUGCUAAGGCAUGAAAAGGGCAAGCUUCUUCCUGAUCCUCGUCCUUAUCGGGCUCUUGUAGGAAGUUUGAUUUACUUAACUAUUACAAGACCUGACAUUGCAUUCUCGGUUGGCCUUGUUAGUCUUUCCAUGCAAGCACCACGAAAACCACAUUUAGAGGCGGCAAAACUUAUCUUAAAGUAUGUAUAUUCUACAAUUGAUAUGGGCCUUUUCUUUAAGAAAGGAGCUGUCAUUGAGCUACAUGGAUUUUCUGAUGCUAAUUUGGGUGGUGACUUGGAUGACCGGAAGUCUACAUCUAGUUAUGCUUUCUCAUGUGGUUCAUCUUAUAUUUCUUGGUGUAGCAAAAAGCAAGAUUCAGUAUCUCUUUCAACAACUAAGGCAGAGUACAAAGCGGCUUCUCUUGCUGCACAAGAAUGUGUUUGGCUACGUCGGCUUAUCGAAGAUAUUUAUUCACCAAUUCACAAACCAACAAUUAUCUACGGUGACAAUCAAAGUGCUUUAAAGCUCGCAACAAAUCCGGUUGUCACGCAAGGACAAAGCACAUUGAGAUUGAGUAUCAUUUUGUUUGUGAAAAGGUGCUAA
Alnus glutinosa is the source of this 810-nucleotide messenger RNA. RefSeq lists its product as uncharacterized. The transcript has a single exon. The coding region runs from base 1 to 810 and encodes 269 amino acids. The record is from RefSeq and is a predicted model, not a curated record. Lineage: Eukaryota; Viridiplantae; Streptophyta; Magnoliopsida; Fagales; Betulaceae.